AUGGAUCUGAAAAGCGACUAUAAUUAAAAGGUGAAAAUAGCUCUGAUAGGAGCAACUGGGGCUGUUGGCAAAGAGGUAGUCAGAUUAGCCAAAUUUGAUGAUAGAAUUGAGGAGCUAUCUCUAAUAGUUCGAAAACCCCUAGCUGAGUGGGUUGCAGAAGACUUUUCAUGCAAAUUAGUUAUUCAUUAACUGCCUGAUUUCAAUGAUUUGAGUUCUAUUGAGUAAAAGCUACAAGGAUAUGACAUCUUUUUAUGCACUCUAGGUACACUUAGGAAAUACGGAUUAGAUAAUUUCAUCAAAGUAGAUCAUGAUUACCCUCUAAACUUUGCUAAGUUGGCAAAGAAACUUAAUGUUAAGCAAUAUGGAAUAGUGACAGCCUAGGGUGCUGAUUAAAAUUCUUGUUUGCUCUAUUCAAAAACAAAGGGACUUACUGAACUGCAUAUAAGGGAGUAAGGAUUAGAGUAUCUCACUAUACUGCGACCAGGUUUAUUGGUUAACAGAGACAAUGAUGCCAGAUGUGCUGAGAAAUUCUAUGCAUGUUUACCUUGUAUUCCUAGAAUAAGAGCCUCAGAAGUUGGGCAAGUGCUUUUGAGUCAUAGUAUUAAUAAGAUCUUAAAUACCAAUCUAGGCUCUUAAUCCUAGGCAGUAGAAAUACUAAGUCAUGGGAUGAUUAAAAAAUCGAUCUAUCUUAAGAAAAAAUGA
Molecule: messenger RNA, 702 nt
Organism: Stylonychia lemnae
Lineage: Eukaryota; Ciliophora; Spirotrichea; Sporadotrichida; Oxytrichidae
Source: the annotation of a GenBank genome assembly